AUGCUCUGCGCCACCAGCCGCCUCCUAGCGGCCCGGACGGCGACCGCGCUCCCCGCCCAGCCCAGAGGCCAGGGCCCCGGGGCCCGCUGCCGGCGAAGGGAACUACAUUUCCCAGGGCACCCCGAGCUGCCCCUGGGUGACUUCUUGGCGGGGCGGCUCGCAAGAUCGAGCGUGUCGGCGGGGCGGAGGGCGAUCCUGAGGAGGGGCAGGAUGCCGCCGGCGGUGGGCAGAGGCCCGGCAGGGUCCGAGCUGCGCCCCCGGCGGGGCCGCUGUGGGCCCCAGCUUACUAGGGCCGUGGGCCCGGACGUGGCCCCCGAGCCUACAGCGCGGAGCCCCAAACGGCCUGCUCGGGGCUCGCGGCGCUUCGAGGCAGCCGGCCGGUGGGCCCCGCUGGCCCUGGUGACGCUGCUGUCCUUCGCCACCCGCUUCCACCGUCUGGACGAGCCGCCACACAUUUGUUGGGAUGAGACUCACUUUGGAAAAAUGGGAAGCUAUUACAUCAACCGCACCUUUUUCUUCGAUGUGCACCCACCUCUGGGAAAGAUGCUGAUAGGUCUUGCUGGCUACCUGAGUGGGUAUGACGGGACUUUUUUGUUCCAGAAGCCUGGGGACAAAUAUGAACAUCACAACUACAUGGGAAUGAGAGGAUUCUGUGCUUUCCUCGGUUCCUUGCUGGUUCCCUUUGCCUACCUCACUGUAUUGGAGCUGUCCAAGUCCCUCCCCGCAGCACUGCUCACCGCUGCCCUCCUCACUUUUGAUACAGGAUGCCUUACUCUGUCCCAGUAUAUCCUCCUUGACCCCAUCUUGAUGUUCUUCAUCAUGGCUGCCAUGCUGAGCAUGGUCAAGUACAACUCCUGUGCUGACAGGCCCUUCUCUGCCCCCUGGUGGUUCUGGCUCAGCCUGACUGGCAUUAAUCUGGCUGGUGCUUUAGGGGUCAAGUUUGUUGGCCUCUUUAUCAUCCUGCAAGUGGGGUGGAACACCAUUUCAGACCUUUGGCACCUGUUUGGAGACCUCAGUCUUUCAGUGGUGACUGUGGGGAAACACCUGACCGCUCGCAUCCUGUGCCUCAUAGUGUUGCCGCUGACUCUUUACAUGGCCACUUAUGCUGUUCACUUCAUGGUGUUGAACAAAAGUGGUCCUGGCGAUGGCUUCUUCAGUUCUGCCUUCCAGGCCCGGCUUUCAGGCAACAACCUUCACAAUGCUUCCAUCCCCGAACAUCUGGCCUAUGGCUCCGUGAUCACCGUGAAGAACCUGCGGAUGGCCAUCGGCUAUCUCCACUCCCACAGGCACCUCUACCCCGAGGGCGUCGGCGCCCGCCAGCAGCAGGUCACCACCUAUCUGCACAAGGACUACAACAACCUGUGGAUUAUCAAGAAACAUAACACAAACGCAGCAGAUCCCCUGGACCCUUCAUUCCCAGUAGAGUUUGUAAGACAUGGAGACAUCAUUCGGCUAGAACACAAAGAGACUUCUCGGAACCUGCACAGUCACUAUCAUGAGGCCCCCCUGACCCGGAAGCACUAUCAGGUCACUGGCUAUGGCAUAAAUGGGACAGGAGAUUCAAAUGAUUUCUGGCGGAUUGAGGUUGUAAACAGAAAAUUUGGAAACCGGAUCAAAGUGCUGAGAAGUCGCAUUCGCCUCAUCCAUCUGGUCACAGGUUGUGUCCUGGGCUCCUCGGGAAAGGUCUUGCCCAAGUGGGGCUGGGAACAGUUGGAAGUUACUUGCACCCCAUACCUAAAGGAAACCCUCAACUCUAUCUGGAAUGUGGAAGACCAUAUCAAUCCCAAAUUGCCAAACAUCAGCCUGGACGUGCUGCAGCCCACUUUUCCUGAGAUCUUGCUGGAGUCCCACAUGGUGAUGAUCUGGGGGAACAAUGGCCUCAAACCCAAGGACAAUGAGUUCACAUCCAAGCCCUGGCACUGGCCUGUCAACUAUCAGCGAGCUCACAUAGAAUCGGCCUCCUGCCCAGGCUCCCUGUCUGUGGAAGGUAACUGGUCUUCCUCCCCGCCGGAGCACGUGUGGCUGGGAUGCACUGGGCCCUGGAUCAGCAGGGUGUCCUCUGCCCCGCAGGGCCUGCGCUUCUCAGGGAUCAAUGACACAGACUUCCGCGUGUAUCUGCUCGGCAACCCGGUGGUUUGGUGGCUGAAUCUGUUGAGCAUUGCCCUCUAUCUCCUCUUGGGGAGCAUCAUGGCUGUAGCUGUGCAGAGAGGGGCACGCCUGCCUGCAGAGAUUGAAGGGCUGUCCCAGGUCCUGCUGCAAGGAGGUGGUCAGCUCCUGCUCGGCUGGAUGCUCCAUUACUUCCCAUUCUUCCUGAUGGGCCGGAUCCUCUACUUCCACCACUACUUCCCAGCCAUGCUCUUCUCCAGCAUGUUGACAGGGAUUCUGUGGGAUACUCUCCUGCGGCUCUGUGCCUGGAGUCUGCCCUCCUCUUCCCUGGCCAGGGGCAUAUAUGCGGUGGGACUCCUGAGCCUGCUCCUGGGAACUGCCUACAGCUUCUACCUCUUCCACCCUCUGGCUUAUGGGAUGGUCGGUCCCCUAGCCCAGGACCCCCGAAGUCCCAUGGCAGGACUAAGGUGGCUUGAAUCAUGGGACUUUUGAGGCUACUGCUACUCCAGCCAGAAUCCAGGAACUUUCUGGGGACAGCCAGCUGUGCAGCCAGACCCUCCCAGCUGUGGGCAAAGCUGCCCGAGGAGCCUGAGGAAUUCUGCUGCCUGCCAGGACCAAGCUCUGGGAGCAUACCUGGAAUUUAGCCCAGCACUAGGGAGAGCUGCAGCGCUAUCUGCAGAGAUCCCACCGCUGGGAAUGGCUCAGCAACAGCGGACAUCUCUCAGGCCCGUUUCCCCGAGUGUGCAACAUAAGGAUGAGUGUGUGAGAGAAUGGGCGUGAGUGUGUGGGAGUGGGAGGGUUCGUUUUUCCAUACACCUGUGGAAUACAGACCGUGACUGUAGACAGCUGAGUGUCAUAAACUGUAAGAAAUAGUCCAGGGCUAUAGUAGUAUUUUCUGGUAUUUCUUUCACACUGGAUUUGGCUUGAAAGCAAGAGCCAUCAAAAAUUCUCUGACCUCCAACAAGGCUGAGCUCACUGGCCCCACUUUGGGAUAUCACCAAGGGCGGAGCAGAUGGGGCCAUCAAAGCUGUGCCGGCCUUCUCCCCACAAACAAAUAGAGCUGAGCGCCCCUGAGCUGGAGGGCCUCCCAGCUGCUUCCCAGUGUGGGGAGGAGGGCAGCUGCUGGGAGGUCUCUGGGGCAGCAGGUGGCUGCACUCCCUGCAGUGUGCACAGAAGACUGGGCUCUGGAGUGAGGCAGCCGAGCACUCACCAGCCCUUGGUUCCUUGCUCUCUGAGAACACCACAUGAUGACUGGUGGGAGGAAUGGCGUCCUAUCCCUGGCUGCUCUGUUCCCAGGCCCUGCGUGCCAGAGGUGGUUUCUUGCUAUGUCCUUUUCCGUCUGCAUCCAACCUGGCUACAAGGUGGGACAGAUGCAUUCUCCCCAUGGUUGGGGGAACCUUUGGGGCCCCUUAGCUGCUGAGGCUGGUGGGCAGCAGGGCAGGGACCUGUGGUGCCAGGCUGGGGUCCCAGUGGGCCUGUCUGGGUUGAUGUUCCUGUCACUCAGGAGGUGUUUCCCACUUUUACUUCUCUAGUCUUCCCUGCUGCCCUGGAUGCAUUUCAUUUCCCUUUCUCUGUGUCACUGUUCCACCGAUCUCUUUCUCCCAAAGACCUAGAGCACCUAGAAAUGCAGCAAAGCUUCUACUCUCUACCACUUUAAAGCCCAAGCAAGAAGCUCAGAGCUGUUCCUUUCACUUCCUUCCCAAAUGGAAGAGAUUAAGAAAACCCUUGGGUCAGAACCUAACCAGCCCCGGGCCUGCUCUUCAGGCUGCCUCCCUCCUGCCGGUGCAUGACAGAAUAUUUUGUCUCAGAGGACUGUGAUGCUUCCAGGUUUAAUGAUGAGGCUCUGCCACACUUCAUCUUCCCUCCUCUGUAGCCCCCACCACUUCUGACAGGGUCAGAGCUCUUUAGAGCAUCUUCGAGAGGCGGUUGCCACGGAGACUGGAAAUUGGGCCCAGGGACAGGCUGUGCUACCUACUGGGCAGUGGGGAGGGAAGCUUCUGGCCAUCCUUAGCCAUUCAGACCAGCCAUCAUUAAUGUUAAUAGAGGAAAUGCAGCAAUGUCAAAAGCAAGGCAGGUUUGUUAAUUAGAUCUGGGGUAUGAUGACCUCCCUCUCCCAGGGCUGCAACCCCUUUUGACUUCCCCUGGCAGGAAGUGCUGCCUGUGUGCUGAGUCUGGGCUAUGGGCUUAAUUGCGUUUCUGGAAGGGAAGGAGAGCAGGGAUAGAGAACUUCUGCUCACCCCUUCUACCGCACCAGUCUGUCCUCCCCAAAGAUGGAGUUGGUUUCUUCUAAGCUGGUUGGGGGUAGCCAUCUGGGUGGGUUUUUCUGGAGGGAGAAUGAAGAGUCUGUGCUUGCCCCUCAGCCAAGAACCAUGACCCCGUGACAACUGGGAGGUGACUGGUGUCCCCUUGCACCUUCUUAUUUCCUACUAGGGACUUGUUGGAAGGGAGGCACUCCCAAGGAGCAGAGAGGCAGCCACUCUGAGUGAGUGUGAGGAAGGAGAAAGCCCAGCCAGCUUCCUGCCCAUGGCUCCCUCCUAAUUUGGCCACACUGGGGACAAAGGGUUCCUCUCUUAAUACUGCGUUCCAAGGAUGAGAGAAGAAUUGUUGGCUCACUCCCUCCUCUUCCUCUUAGCCCAGACUAGCAGACACUUCUCUGAGGACAAGGCCAUAUGGGUUGAUGCAGCUUCCAGUGCUCAGGUUUGGUCAGUGGAAGACACUGAGGAGAGGGGCGAUCAAGGUGGGGCUCUGAAUGUGGGCUCCAGUGCCCAGGAAUUGGCGGAAAUGUGACAUGCCCCACAAACUUGCUGGUGGAGGAAGAAGAUGUUUGUUAGCCCAACCUCCAGCCAGCUUUUUGGGCCACAAUUUUAUAUAUAUAAAAAGUUUCCACAGAUAAUCAGAGGCCAUUUACUUUUGUAAUAAAUAGCUCUUAUUUUGAAUGCCA
Messenger RNA from Mirounga angustirostris (Northern elephant seal), 5047 nucleotides. RefSeq names its product protein O-mannosyltransferase 2 (gene POMT2). Gene Ontology annotation, cellular component: membrane; endoplasmic reticulum. Gene Ontology annotation, biological process: protein O-linked glycosylation via mannose. The transcript is spliced from 21 exons. Gene Ontology annotation, molecular function: dolichyl-phosphate-mannose-protein mannosyltransferase activity. Lineage: Eukaryota; Metazoa; Chordata; Mammalia; Carnivora; Phocidae. The record is from RefSeq and is a predicted model, not a curated record. Bases 1 to 2598 code for a protein of 865 amino acids.